Trichomycterus rosablanca is the source of this 1979-nucleotide messenger RNA. RefSeq names its product NADPH dependent diflavin oxidoreductase 1 (gene ndor1). Gene Ontology annotation, cellular component: cytosol. Lineage: Eukaryota; Metazoa; Chordata; Actinopteri; Siluriformes; Trichomycteridae. The coding region runs from base 75 to 1868 and encodes 597 amino acids. The transcript is spliced from 15 exons. The record is from RefSeq and is a predicted model, not a curated record. Gene Ontology annotation, molecular function: FMN binding; flavin adenine dinucleotide binding; NADPH-hemoprotein reductase activity.
GGAAUACGAGUAGGAAAAGAAAUAACUGCUACCAGCCGCUGUGUGUUUAGCAGUGCGCUGUACGUUCUGGCAGGAUGUCUGGCCACACUCUGCUGAUUUUGUAUGGCAGUCAGACGGGCACAGCCCAGGACACGGCUGAAAGAAUCGGUCGGCAGGCACAAAGGAGGAGGAUCAGUGUCCGAGUGCAAGCUUUGGACUCCUACAAUGUGGCAAAUCUGAUCUCAGAGUCUCUGGUGGUGUUUGUGUGCUCCACCACAGGACAGGGUGACCCACCAGACAAUAUGAAGAACUUCUGGAAGUUUCUGUUCAGAAAGUCUUUGCCCGCUGGCUCUCUGUGCCGCCUGGACUACGCCGUGCUCGGCCUGGGAGAUUCCUCAUAUCCAAAGUUUAACUUUGUGGCUAAGAAGCUUCAUAAGCGGUUGCUGCAGCUUGGUGCUAAUGCGCUGCUCCCUGUUGGUCUGGCUGAUGAUCAACAUGAUCUGGGACCUGAUGGAGUGGUCGACCCCUGGUUGAUUUCGUUUUGGCAGAAGGCUUUGUCCCUGUAUCCUCCACCUGCUGACUUAAGUCCACUCCGUGAUGAAGAUUCACUUCCUCCUCGCUAUGUUUUCCAUUUUCUGGAUAAGGUCACUGACCAGCUGACUGAGAAAAGCAGAGAAGCACCAGAUAACCAGGCCUCACCCUCCUCUGCUCAUCCCUUCCCAGCACGAGUAGUGUUCAAUCACAGAGUAACAGAUCCGGGUCAUUUCCAGGAUGUGAGGCAUAUUGAGUUUGAUAUCACAGGAUCUAACAUCCAGUUCAGUGCAGGUGAUGUGGUGAUGAUGAGGCCAUGUAACACUACAGAAGACGUGGAGCUGUUUUGCCAGCUGCUGCGACUCGACCCUGACCGCUACUUCACACUAAAACCUACAGAUGUGAACACAGCGCCUGUUCCUGCACGUCUACCCCAGCCCUGUACAGUUCUAUUCCUGGUGCAGGAGUUCUUGGACAUUGCUGCUGUGCCACGCCGCUCUUUCUUUGAGAUGCUCGCCACGUUCGCCAGUAAUGAGCUAGAGCUCGAGAAACUAAUGGAAUUCAGCUCAGCGAAGGGUCAGGAUGAACUGCACAGCUACUGCAGCAGACCACGGCGUACAGCUCUGGAGGUCCUGACUGACUUCCCUCAUACGACAGCUGAGCUAAAUGUGAAUUAUCUGCUCGAUUUGUUCCCUGAAAUUCAGCCACGCUCCUUCUCCAUAGCAUCUUCCCUCCUGGCUCAUCCUAAUCGCAUCCAGAUCUUGGUGGCUGUGGUCAAAUAUAAAACCAAACUUCACAAGCCACGUAAAGGCCUUUGCUCCUCCUGGCUGGCAUCUCUAGACCCUUCUCAUGGUGAUGUCUCUGUGCCCUUAUGGGUGAAGAAAGGUGGUCUAAAGUUCCCUCAGGACCCCCACACACCUGUGAUAAUGGUAGGGCCUGGGACAGGUGUCGCUCCAUUCAGAGCUGCCAUACAGGAGAGAAUCACCCAGGGCAAAACAGGUAACGUUUUGUUUUUCGGUUGCCGAUCUGAGACCCAAGAUUUCUACUUUCAUUCUGAGUGGGAGCAGAAAGUACAGGAGGGUCACAUGAACUUGUUCACGGCUUUCUCCAGGGAUCAGGAACAUAAGAUCUACGUUCAGCACAGAGUAAAAGAUAAGACCAAACUACUAUGGGACCUGAUAGCAAACAAGAAUGCAGCCUUCUACAUAGCAGGGAAUGCCAAGCAGAUGCCCAGUGCAGUGUGUGAUGCAGUGAAGGAGAUUUUCCAGCAGGAAGGAGGUGUUACAGAGAGCCAGGCUCAGGAAAUGCUGGAUAUCAUGGAGAGAACCAAUCGCUUCCAGAGUGAAACCUGGGCCUGAUCAUACACAUACAAACGUUUCUAUUAUAAAACGUCUGCAUGUGUAAUAUCAAAGUACGAGAACUUACCAUCAGCCCAACAUUUAAUAAAUCCCUGACUAGGACAUGCACAA